CGUGCGUUCACUUGCCGGCGUUGCCUCGCCGCGAAUGUACUGAUUCAGAUUGGCGCGCGCUCUCGUCUAACACGUCACUCAAUCGCCUAGUUUUCUGUGAUGAUCCUGUGUACAACAAAGCUGUAAAAAGCUCUGAUCACCCCAUUUAACGAAAACAGCAGUGGUAUACCUAACUAAUAUCUGCCAGAAAAUCGACGUCUAACGUCCCAUAGAAAGGCAUGAAAAUGGCUCUCCAAAUGAACUUUCCGUGUUUACUGUGCUGUAUAAUGGUUCUAAACGUCCUAACAUGGACCAAAGCAGAACUCUUUACGGCCAUAUCAGAGGUAGAACCCUUGUUGGCGACUCACAAGAGGAUAAUAGACGAUCUAGAUGACUACAUCGCCAAAGAAGAGGAACGACUGAUUACUUUAAAGAAGCAUUUAAAUAUUUACAAAAGGGAGCACGAAAAGGCGAUGGAUGACAUUCCGAACUAUUUGGGGAACCCCAUCAACGCCUUCACGCUUAUAAAAAGACUGACCACAGACCUAGACCUAAUAGAACAGAGUAUCAAAAUUGGAACAGAAUACAUCAAAAACGUCACGAUGAACCAUGACGACGUGAAGUACCCAGCCUUGGAAGACCUGACGGGCGCGGCGCAGGCGCUCACCAGGCUGCAAGAGACCUAUCACCUUGAUGUCCAUGAGCUGUCCGAGGGUAUGCUGAACGGAGUCAUUUACAGCACUCCAAUGACGGCGGGCGAUUGCUACGAGUUGGGGCGAGCCCUUUACAAUGAGAAAGACUUCAAAAAUGCUUUGGCGUGGAUGAUGGAGACGCUGCGAAAAUACAAAGCGGAGGAGGAGAACUAUUACUUCAGCGAAAUCGAUGUACUCGAGUACAUUAGCUUCUCGCAUUAUUUGUUAGGCGACGUCAGAGUCGCCUUAGAGUGGACCAAGAAGCUUCUGGAGCUGGACCCGAAACAUCCACGAGCUCCUGGGAACAUCCCGCACUACCAAAAGACGAUCGCCGAGCAAGAGGCGAAAAAGUUGCUGCGACUACGUGGGGACUUAGGAGAUGAUUCAGAAACCCAGAAGGAAACGAUGUCAGAAGAAUUAUCAGAAUACCACAAAGAGAGAACGAGUUACGAAAUCCUUUGCCGCGGGGAAAUGGAUAUUCCUACAGAAAUAGCCAAAAGGUUACAUUGCCGCUACCUCACGGAGAACCACCCCUUCCUGCGUCUAGCGCCUAUCAAGACAGAAUACAUGUAUUUCAACCCCGACGUAGUUAUAUUUCAUGACGUCAUGAGCGAUGACGAAAUACACUUCAUACAAGAGGCUGCUAAACCAAGGUUCAAGCGAGCCGUGGUCCACGAUCCGAAAACCGGCGAGCUAGUCCCCGCUAACUACCGCAUCAGCAAGUCGGCGUGGCUUCGCGACGAGGAGUCGGCGGUUAUUGAACGUGUGUCGCAGCGCGUGGCCGACAUGACCGGCCUUAGCAUGGACACGGCUGAGGACCUGCAGGUGGUCAACUACGGCAUCGGAGGUCAUUAUGAGCCACACUACGACUUUGCUAGAAAACAAGAAAACGCCUUCAAGAAAUUCAGCGGCAACAGAAUCGCGACAGUGUUGUUUUACAUGUCAGACGUGGCGCAAGGCGGUGCGACGGUGUUCACUAAGCUGGGGCUUAGUUUGUUCCCCGAGAAAGGCGCGGCGGCGUUCUGGCUAAACCUACACCCGUCCGGCGAGGGAGACCUGGCCACGCGACACGCCGCCUGCCCGGUGCUGCGAGGUUCCAAGUGGGUGUCAAACAAAUGGCUUCACCAAGGCGGGCAGGAGUUGUUGAAGCCUUGCAACUUGGAGUACCAAGACGAGAGUAUGACCCGCAAGAUCCCCAAACCUGUUCCCAAGACCUCCAGAUAGAGGGCUCCACCACCAAACAUAGUGAAAUUUGAAGCGCUAAGGUAAAUGUGUUCAACUUUUGUCGAUGCGAAGACGAAUCGCGAAGUUUUUUGUCUUUAUAUCGUCACCACAACUCUAGUUGUAAGAAAGACAAAGACUGUGAGGCAAUCGUUCAUUCAUCAUCAGUCACAAAUGUCACUGUCAAUGUGAAAUAUU
Ostrinia furnacalis (Asian corn borer) is the source of this 2090-nucleotide messenger RNA. It is a transcript of the gene PH4alphaEFB, whose product is annotated as prolyl 4-hydroxylase subunit alpha-1. NCBI's taxonomy places the organism in Eukaryota, Metazoa, Arthropoda, Insecta, Lepidoptera, Crambidae. The transcript has 12 exons. Gene Ontology annotation, biological process: peptidyl-proline hydroxylation to 4-hydroxy-L-proline. Gene Ontology annotation, molecular function: protein binding; L-ascorbic acid binding; iron ion binding. Gene Ontology annotation, cellular component: endoplasmic reticulum. The record is from RefSeq and is a predicted model, not a curated record. Bases 219 to 1895 code for a protein of 558 amino acids.